Molecule: messenger RNA, 2079 nt
Organism: Colletotrichum siamense
Lineage: Eukaryota; Fungi; Ascomycota; Sordariomycetes; Glomerellales; Glomerellaceae
Gene: chyD-1
Product: Amidase chyE
Exons: 5
Coding region: 1-2079 (692 amino acids)
Cellular component (GO): cytosol
Molecular function (GO): asparagine synthase (glutamine-hydrolyzing) activity
Source: RefSeq, a predicted model, not a curated record
AUGUGCGGAAUCACGGCGACCAUCGCCCUCGGGCAGGGCAGCAAGACCAACGGCCAUGUGAAGAAGGUGGACAACAGCCCGCUCCGCAAGGAGCUGGAGGAGAGCCUGAAAGCCAUUGCCCACCGCGGCCCGGACGCCUCCGGGGUCUGGAUCAGCGACGAUGGUGCCAUUGGCCUGGGCCACUGCCGCCUGGCCAUCAACGACCUCUCCCCGGACGGCGUGCAGCCGAUCCACAGCGACGACGGCAAGAUCCACGCCGUCGUCAACGGGGAGAUCUACGACCACGACGCGCUGCGGGAGCGGUGCGUGGACCUCGGGUACCGCUUCAAGGGCCACUCGGACAGCGAGGUGCUGGUGGCGCUGUACAAGAUCUACGGGACUUGCUUCUUCGAGCACCUGCGCGGCGAGUUCGCGUUCGUCGUGUACGACGAGACCACGGGCCGCGUCGUCGUCGCGCGGGACCGGUUCGGCAUCAAGCCCAUGUUCUGGACGAUCCAGGACCAGGGCGCCGCGGGGAAGAGGCUGCUGCUGACCUCGGAGAUGAAGGGGUUCAAGGCGCUGGGCUGGGAGCCCGAGUGGAACGUGUUUGGAGUGAUUAGCGGCAACGCGAUGCAGAACGACAAGACGUGCUUCAAGGACGUGUUCAAGCUGGAGCCGGGCACGUACAUGGAGAUUGAUGGGGAGGGGGAGAUGAAGACGCAUCUGUACUGGAACCAGGAGUUCAGGGAUAAGCGCGAGGUAGAGACUCGCAGCGUUGAUGAGAUGGUUCUGGGCGUGAGGGAGCACCUGGUUGACGCGGUCAAGCUCCGUCUCCGCGCCGACGUGCCCGUUGGCAUUUACCUGUCAGGAGGAAUCGACUCUUCCGUCGUCGCAGGCAUCACGACGAAACUGGUUCACGAGGGAGGCGUCAAGCUCGGUAACCAGGACGCGACCAAGAGAAUCACCUGCUUCACGAUCCAGUUCCCAGAAGCGUCAGGCUUCAACGAAGCCGACAUCGCCGACCGCACAGCCGAAUGGCUCGGCGUCCGUAUCCAGAAGAAGGACAUGAACGAGGCCGAGCUGGCCGCCCACUUCACCGACUCGGUCUACCACAACGAGCACCACACCUUCGACCUCAACUCCGUCGGCAAGUUCUGCCUCUCCACCCUCCCCCACGCCGCCGGCAUCCCCGUCGUCCUCACCGGCGAGGGCGCCGACGAGCACUUCGCCGGCUACCCCUUCGUCCUGCCCGCCUUCCUCAUGGAGGGCGACCCCUCCUGGCCGGCCUCCCCGCUCAAUGACGACGCCACCCGCGUCGCCAUGUUCACCGAGAUGCUCAAGGACAUCAAGGACAUGUUCGACUCCAUCGGCAUGUUCGAGGACGACGCCUCCAUGGCCGCGCUGCGCCUCGAGCCCGAGUGGGAUGCCUUCGCCCCCUGGGUCCGCGACGUCUACGUCGCCAACGUCUCCCACGACCCGCCCCUGUCGCCCGAGGUCAUCGCCAACAUGAAGGAGCGCUGGCACGCGCUGCACACCAGCCUGUACCUCUACACCAAGGGCCCGCUCGCCAACAUGAUCCUGACCUGCCUCGGCGACCGCACCGAGAUGGCGCACAGCAUCGAGGCCCGCCCGCCCUUCCUCGAUCACCACCUCGUCGAGUACGUCAACGCCCUCCCGCCCAGCCUCAAGGUCCUGUGCGCCGAAGCGGCGACCGCCGCAGAAGGCCAAGACGGCACGGGGUCCAGCAUGUGGUGGAAGUCGCACGGCACGGCGCGCCAGCGCCUGAUUGAGAAGUGGAUCCUCAAGGAGGCGGCCAAGCCCUUCAUCACGCAGGAGCUGUACGAGCGGCGCAAGCACCCGUUCUCGGCGCCUGUCAAGUGGCCGCGCGGCGGGCCCAUCCACUCCAAGAUGUGCGAGAUCCUCACCGAGGAGAACGUCGACCGCCUGGGCUUCCUUGAGUGGUCGAACGUCGCGAGGUGGCUGGAGCAGGGCUUCGGCGACGACGCGAGCCCGAGGGCGUUCCGCAAGCUCAUCUGCGCAGCGUCCUGGGUCGUGCUCUCGCAGCGGCUCGGGGUGAAGAGGGCUACUGUCGCCGAGUAA